GCGCGGCCCGCGGCGGCCGAGACGGCGGUGGGUCGCCCAGCUGUUGUAAACAUGGCCGACCGGUCAAGUCACGCGAGCAACGUCGCCUCGCAUUAAAUCGCGCAAAUAACGCUAUCGCUGAGAUUCCACUUGGUCAAAAACGCGAAAAUGAGCAAGCAACAUAACGACCGAGACGUGUUUGAAAAUUAGUGUACUUCUCAAGUGCGAAAACAUGCUGCCGAGGGAGACGAAGACUCGCUGUUGUCGGUGGCACCGUUGGCAACUACUGCUUUGACUCUCUGAAGAUUCUAUUGCUGCUGUUGUUCGAUCAUUCAUAAUGGUGUUUACCGUGCAAUAACGCCGUAGAGAUGUUGCGUGUGCCUGUUGUAUGGACAAAUUGUUCAUCGUCGGUGUGUCGAAGUUGAUGAAUUGCGGCUACUGAUGCGACGGGCGCGCUCUAGAAUUCUCGCAGUGGAAAAGGAGGAGUGUUUUCUUUAUCGAGAAAACCAAAAUUCAAGGAGACGACAGAAGAAUCGCUCACGUAGCUUUGUUGCAUACUCCAUAGAUCGAUAUAGUACUGAUGAAGUUCGCGAUGCAACGCAAAUUGAAGUGCUAUGUGUGUGACGGAGUUGACUGCGAAACGUCCCAAGAGGAUCCUCCAAUCAUUUGCAAAGAUGCGAUUUGGUGUUGGAAGUCGGCGGUCCGCGAAUUCGACGGGAAUAAGCGCGGCCGACGCGGCUGCAUUGUUGAUCGUAACCAAGUGCCGCUAAUCUGCAACAAGCACCUGCAGUCGGGCAAUGUGUCGAGCAGCAACAGCCGAGCCGGUGGAGGACAGUUUCACACAGAAUGCUGCCAGGAAGAAUUGUGCAACGGUGGCCCCUUCCCGGUUCUGCAAGAUCCUAUACCCGAUGGGAGUGAAAUGAACACGUUGAAGGUCACGCUGGCGGUACUGCUACCGAUUCUGGUUCUGAUUCUGGUCGUUUGCGGGAUAUUCCUAUUCUAUAGGAGCCGGAGGUCACGACGAAGCCGCUCCACAACACCGAAACGCAGCAAAAGGCUCAUAGAGUCUGGAACUGAUUCAUCGAUGCUAGCUUUUGCCUCGGCGACGUCCACCGCGGGUGGCGGUACGACUAGCUUCUCUCACGAGCUUCGCGCCACUGCUGCAGGAGACAGCACGCUGAAGGAGUACUUAGAGGGCCAGAGUCUGACGUCCGGCUCCGGCUCGGGUUUGCCGCUUCUCGUGCAGCGAACUCUAGCCAAACAGGUAGCCCUAGCCCAGUGUCUAAGUAACAGUGGAGGUGGCGGAAGCUUCGGCCGCGAAGUUUGGCGCGGAAUCUGGCACGGCGAGAACGUCGCGGUGAAAAUUUACUUUUCGCGUGACGAAGCCAUGUGGGCCCGCGAAACUGAGGUGUACUCGCAGCUCUUACCCUCCAGACACGACAACAUCCUUGGCUACGUCGGCAGCGACAUGACCAGUCGGGCCAGCUGCACGCAAUUAUGGCUGGUUACGCAUUAUCAUCCUCUUGGAUCCCUUUACAACUACCUCGUUCAGUUGCCCACAUCGCUGAACCACCACCAGAUGUUUAACAUAUGCCUAAGUAUCGCAAAUGGAUUGCUAUAUCUGCAUACGGAAAUUCACGGUACUCGGGGAAAACCGGCCAUGGCGCAUCGUAAUUUAAAAUCGAAGAAUAUACUCGUCAAGAGUAAUGGAGCUUGUGUCAUUGCCGAUUUGGCCCACGCUGUUACGCAAGACAGACUCGGGGCUGAUAAAAUUGAUAUAAAACAGGGUUCAAAGCGCUACAUGAGUCCCGAAUUAUUAGAACAAACAUUUGAUCCAAUGUGCCUAGAAGGUUUUCGUCGUGCCGAUAUUUAUAGUUUGGGUUUGGUAUUCUGGGAAGUUUGUCGCAGAUGUAUAAGCAACGGUGUUGGAUUAGAAUACGCAGCUCCAUAUUCCGAGUGGCUAGUCAGUGGCAAUCAAGAACCUACUCUAGAAGAAAUGAGAAAAUUGGUUGUUGCUGAUCAGCGUCGACCACCGAUUCCGAACCGUUGGCACUCAGAUCAGACACUUGCUGGAAUGGGAGCUAUGAUGAAGGAAUGUUGGCACACAAAAGCAGCAGCUCGACUUCCUAUUCUCCGCGUUAAAAAAACGCUUGUUAAAUUAGCAUCUAACAAUCCUGAAGUCGAUCUGCCGUUGGAUUAGGUAUACGCAAAGAGCGAAAAAUGCUUAUUGACUCUUAUUAGAUGGAAGUAUACAAGUGGCUUUUAUUACUUUUUAUCCUUAAUGACGAUAAAACUUAAAAUAUGAAGUUCAAAAAAUUCAGACUAUAGUUUCUACAUUUAGAAACAAUGAUAAUAAUUGAAAUAAGCCAUAAAUAUUAAUAUUAAUACGUCCAAUUGAUAAAUUGUACAACUAAGACUUGAAAGUUUGAUUUUUAUGAGUAGUUCAAAAGAAAUCUAGUAACGUUUUCUAAUCUUUUUUAUACCGAUUUACAAUCAUACAUGAUUAAAGAAUAUACAUACUUGGAUAAUAUAUGAUGUGCCUGCAGUUUUGCUCGCGAAAAUACUAUUGCAAAAAUAUUAACUGAAUCCUAAUUACUGUAAUUUUGGUGACAAAUAAUGUUGAAACAGUAAUUAGCAGCCUUACGAACCGUUUAUUGAAUUAGCGUAAAGUAAAAAUUAUGGUUAAUAAAAGAUGCUUUGGUCAGGCAUAAUAAACGUGAAAUAUUAGUAAAACGUAAAAAAUAUUGCUUAAGAAUAAUCAUAAUUUCUUACCGCAUAACAUAAACGAAUGCACAAGCUCAGAUUUACUUUAAGUUUAUCACUAAAUAACAGUACAUCCAUAAAAGACUAUUUCAUGGAAAUCUCACAUUAAAAUAAUAACAUAUUUGCUGAAAUAUUUAUUAUUUUCGUGUUAAUCCAAAAAAUGAUUGUAUUCUAGUAAAGCGUGUUUGUUUAUGUAAUGCUGCUUCUUAAGAGGCUGUCGGAGGAGCAGUCAAAAAGUGUCGCCGCAACGUCCAAGUGGUGCUGCAGUCAGGUUGCCAAAUCCCAAUUAAACAACAAAUACAAAAGAACCGCGUACUUAAGAAAAAAUAUCGCUCUUUACCGCGCUUCCUUUUAUCCUAAAGUAAUAGUAACUCGUGCAAAACAUCGUAACAAGUACAUCUUUUCGACGCAGUGUUGGAAUUACGUUACAGCAACUGAGCAGCCAAACAAUCGGUCAUAUUGAAUUUAUAUACAAUCACCGUGCCUUGGUAGGUCAUAUCGUAAUUCUAAUACUACGUCGAAAAUAUGCACUUAAUACCAUGUUUUGCACGAGUUACUAUUACUUUAGGAUAAAAGGAAGGGCGGUAAAGAGCGAUUUUGUUUCUAAAGUACGCAAUUCUGUUGUAUUUAUUGUUAAAUCAACAUUUGGCAACCUGACCGCAGCGCCACUUGGACGUUGCGGUGAUACCGUUCGGCUACUCCUCCGACAGCUCUUUAAAGCAACCUCUAUUACUGAUAGAUUCAUGAAGGUAAAGAUUAUAUUAUUAUGCAGCUUAGCAUGAGAGUUCUAAUCAUUAGACUGAUAUAUCAUAAGUUCAUUAAAGUACUUAUAAUUAUGUAGAAAUUCUUAAUUUGCUGCUUUUUAAAAAACGUUAUUGUUAAAUUUGUUAAUAGUGUAAUGAUAUUCUUUAGCGAAUGAAUUUGAAGUCCGAAACUAGAGAUAUUAUAAAUUAUAAGAAUAAAAAUAUUAUAAAUUAUAAGAAAAAAAUCUGCUUAGAAAAAUUCCUUAGAAUUAAUUUUUCAAUAAUUAAGUAUAACUUUACAUUCUAAAAUAAGCAACUGACUCGUAUACAAACGAAAGGUACAAUCAAAAUCUGAUUAUACUAGAUGAAGUUUUCGCCUUCAUGUUUUACUUAUAAACGUCAUUUAUAAUUAUCCACGUAGGGUACAAACGAGAUGAUUAUUGUUGGCAAGUAAUUAAAUUGCCUAUACUAAAUGAUUUACGCUCUAUGUAAUGCAGUUCCAGAAUUUUAUAAAACAAAUAAUUGUACGCGUUGAACCUCUGCCUGUUUCGCAUGAUCAGAAACUGGCAUGUAAUUAGUAAAAUACUGGACAACGUUUGACUCGAAAGUAUAAUUAUAAUAUAUUUUUUGUGUAAAAUUUUAUAUACAGAUGUAUGAAUUGUUAAUUCGCACAAAUUCAAUAUAGUAUAAGCUAAUUUUUUCCCUAGAAAUGAGCAAACCAGAGGUUUCGACAAUCAACGUGAUUACUAAUGAUCUCGUAAAUCGAGAGCCUUCGCUUGAUAAUUAUUCGAUGUGUUAAGGAUUAUGUCGUGCCUAUACACUUAUAUACUUCGAGCUGUGAUCUAUCGGUGUCAAUAUAAUAUGUAGAACGUCGAACACAACUAUUGUGAACUGCGAAAGCCGCGAAGCUCGUCUAAAUCAACUCAACAACACUCGUGCUCCUGACAUUUGAUUUUAAUUUUCAGAAGGCCGAUUUAUUUUUUUUUAAUUCGCUACUCUACAAACUUCGUAUACGCUUUUAUAUGCAUAAUGUACGCGCAUAAAAGUUUUUUUUUUUUAAUAAUCAUCUUUAAUUUACUACGGCGCCUUAUUAGCGAUUCACUUAUUUUAUAAGCGAUCUACAAUAUCGAACGAUAGAUAUUUCUUUUGUUGAUUAAGAAAGUGUUAGUGCAAGUAUGUGAACGUGAUUGUGAAUAAAUUUAUUCUUAAACA
Molecule: messenger RNA, 4697 nt
Organism: Nasonia vitripennis (jewel wasp)
Lineage: Eukaryota; Metazoa; Arthropoda; Insecta; Hymenoptera; Pteromalidae
Gene: sax
Product: activin receptor type-1
Exons: 8
Coding region: 560-2179 (539 amino acids)
Biological process (GO): cellular response to growth factor stimulus; BMP signaling pathway; protein phosphorylation
Cellular component (GO): BMP receptor complex; plasma membrane
Molecular function (GO): metal ion binding; transforming growth factor beta receptor activity, type I; SMAD binding
Source: RefSeq, a predicted model, not a curated record